This is a messenger RNA of Prorocentrum cordatum, 2949 nucleotides long. The record is from the annotation of a GenBank genome assembly. Lineage: Eukaryota; Dinophyceae; Prorocentrales; Prorocentraceae.
GCGUCCUGCAGCUUCUCGGCCAACAAGGACGCGCGCGCGCGGUUCCGUCGGCCGAGCUCCCCCUGGCGCAUGCAAGCGGCCCUCGAGUUCCUCGCACAAGGACUCGGGGUGCUCGCCUACCAGCGGUUGCGGGGCGUGCUCUACGAGCGCCUCGUUGGCCACCCCCCUCCGUGGGACGAGGGCUCGCCCCCUGCGGGCAGCUCUUGGCCCCUCGGCUGGGGCCCUGAGGGCGGGGGAGGGGGCACGUGCCCUUCCCAGCCCCCUGGGCCUCCGCCGCCCACCGUCUGCCUCGGGCUGGCGGUGGACUUGAGCAGCGGGCUGACGCCCCUCCUGCUCCCCAGCGUGGUCGCCGCAUUGGUGGCCACCGCAGUCGCCUCUCGGGCGUCUCCGUGCCAGACAGCCGACGAGGGAGGUGCCGAGCUAGAGGCAGACUCGGAACCCUUUCAGGACGCCGAGGCCGAGGCCGCAGCUCCCCCUGCCGGCGCGGGGCGCGGUGCGCCGAAGCGCGCGAGUCGCGCCCUUCUCAUCCCUCCCCCUGGCGCAGCCGUGCCCAAGCGGUCUGCGCGGGUGGCGGAGCCGGCGCUCGACGAUCUGGACGGAGUACCUCAGGCCCGCGCAGAGCUCCAGUCCGAGAUUCGCGCAAUGAUGGCCGAGCAGGCCUCGAGGUUGCAGGGCCCGCCGCUCGGCGCUCCAGGGGCUGGCGUUCCUCCUCGGGCGGGCGCGCCCCAGCUCUUCGCGGACGAGGCCGCCCGCGUGGGUCUGCAGGGCGGCCGCGCUCCCGAGCACCCGGGCGGCAUGGCCGCCCGCAGCGAUGGUGCCGCCGAGCCUGCUGCUUCGGCGGGCGGCGCCUCGGCUGCCAGCGAGGGCGCCUCCGAAGGCGCCCCUCGGCCCCGUGGGCCAAUCAACGCGCUAGACUACCGCAGCCGCGCGUCCGCCCCCGCCGCGUCAGCAGCCGACGCUGAGGCUUCUGGCGCGGAGGGUGCGCACGCGGCGGGCCACGACACAGGGCAUACGGCUCCCGGUGCUGCUAUGCGCCAGGCCACUUUGGCCGCCGUGCCCGGCCCCGGCGAUCUGGCCUCGAUGCGCGCGGCGCACGGCCGUGACGCCGUGACAGGCUUCGACGCUAGGGUCGUCCGACGACCUGCCGCCGCCCCGCGGUUAGCGGCUGCGCGCAGCCUGCUGCAGGUCCGUGCGGGCGCGGGACACUCCGCGAUCCAGCGCCAGUUCCGCGCGCUGGCCGGCCGGUUCCACCCGGACAAGCCUACGGGUGACCUCACCCGCUGGAGGAGGUUCUGCGAGGCUAAGAACGUCCUCCUCCAGGCCGCCCAGGCUGAGGCGGACGGCGCGGACCCUGCCGCGGGGAGCGGCGCAGCGGCGCGUGCGUUGGCCAAGGCCCACGCCGCGGGCAAGGGCAAAGGCCGCGGCGGGCGGGCAGCAGGCCUGACGCACAUGCUGGCCUCCCUCGACGACGCCUUGAGCGAUCGCGUGCACUCCGCGCGGAGCGAGAUCCGUGCGGGCUCGCAGCUCACGGACGGCCCCGCGUGCCCUCCGACUCGCCGCUCGGGGGUCUCCGAGCCGCAGGCGGCUAGGCCCACGUCGGAGGCGCUCGCUGUAGCCGAGGAUGUCGCCUCGCGUGCUGCCGCGAACCCCGGGGAGAUCAGGGAGGCGCGCAGCGCAAUCCAGAGGGCUGUCGUCGCUGACCCCCUGCACGACCCAGCAGCGAGGGCUCGUGCCCGCCAGGACCUGGCGACGGGGAUGGCUGAGCGCAUCCACAUGCGCCGCCUCACCGCCGCGGCGCAGGCGGAAAGCCGAGGGGGGCCUCGGACAGCUCCGCACGAGCUGGCUCGGCGGUUCAGCUCGACGCUGAGGGGACUUUCCAACCGAGGCGAGGUUCAGGCUCGCGCCGAGCGCGAAGCCCUCGCGGCGCGGGCGCCAGAUGGGAUCCCCUCCCGCGGGGGCCCGUCUCUGGACCAGCACGAAGCGGUCUUCGCCGCCGACCCUCGGGCCCACGCCCGCGCCGACCAGGAGGCCGGCGACGCGGCCCGCAUCAGCUCCGCCGCCCGUUCUGGGGACCUCGCGUGCUGGGCCCAAGGCGCCCUCGGCUGGCGUGUCGAGAUCGGGGGCGAACCCGUGGUGGUGGUCGACUACCCGUCGGACGACCCCGCCAUGGUUGAGCUGUGCCAGAACGCAGUCUGGUGGCUGCAGCACUUCUGCCCGGAUGGGCUCAACGAGCCCAAGAGCGACGACGCGCUGGCCUGCUUGCACGAGGGCCUGCUGACCUACGGCCGCCUUUUCGGCCCGGAGGGUCUUGCGCCCGUCGCUGAGCCGAGCUGGCUCACGCUGGUCUCCGGGGCCGUCGACGCGAGCACUGUCCCGGCGAAGUUUCGGGCCAUGGCUUCCGGCGCAGUGCGCGGCAUCGGCCUCGGGGCGAACGUGCACCGACGCCGCCAGACUGCUGCCCUGGCCUGCCUUUUUGACCUGCUAGGUCACGCCACCGCGGAUGGCUCCGCCCCGCCUCCCACGUUUUGGAGCAGCGAUGGGAGCGCGCCACCGCACUGGCGGGCUGGGCGCAACGCUAUCUCCAGCGUCCCACAUCCCUUGGGAUGGUCGCCAGCGCGGCAGCGCGCUAACGCAGCUCCCAGCAUCGCGUGGGCGACGGCCUGCGAGACAGCCGACACGCCUCUGUCCUCGCAGAUCGAGGCAGAGGCCCGCCGCGUGGUGCGCGAAACAGGAGUGGACUACACUGAGGUCCGCGCUGGUCUCGCGCGCCGUUCUGGCGUCGAGCGACCUAUCGUCGCCAACUGCCUGCCGCCGUACUACCGCUCGCGCCGCGAGCGCAGCGCGGUGCUGGGCAUGGAGGGGCGCCUCAGCGGCCCGCUCGCACGCGCCGCUGUCCUUCGGUGCGUGUGCGGGGUCUGCGUGCGCGCCGUGGACGCUGCUCCAGAGGCG